AUGGCUUUACUGUCACUGCUGUUCGUGCUUGUGCAAAGCCUGAUCCAGUACCCCCAGCCAGCUGGGGAUGGGCUGGAUGAGGCCACACACCAGAGAAUGUGUGAGCAUCAGGAGCUACUGGACCGUGAGAUGGCCCGGCUGCUGCAGGAGCUGGAGCAGGGGCCCCUGGAGCAGCAGGACGAGGGCUGGGGAGCCGUGCUCUUUGGUGCCCUGCAGCAGUGGCCAUUCUGGGUUCUUGCUGGUGUCCUGCUCCUCUUGGGCCUGUGGUUGGGCUGCAGGAGAAGGAGCUGUGAGGCCAGAAGCAGCAGCAAGGACCAGAGCUCCUGCAAGACUUUGGGAGAUGAGAGAAUAACUGAACAGGAAAAAGACACCGCUGAUCCAGAGGAAGGUGGAGAAGACGGUGAUAUGACUCUGGAGGCAGAUGACAGCGGCACUGAAAAUGACAGAGAAGGCAGUCCUGUGGCUGCAGAUGACGGAGAUAAGGAUGAUGCCAUUGAAGGCAAUUAUGAUGUGAAGAUGAACAAAGACAGCGAUGUCAACAGUGGCACUUAUGAUGUCAAGGAAGACAGCGAUGUUGGCAAUGGCUAUGACUUAAAGAAAGAAGGACAGAGUGAUAGGGAUGUGCCAGGAGACACUAUCGCUGAAGGAAAUGAAGAAGAACCUGGCAAUGUUGCUGGUAAUAAAGAUCUAGAUGAGGCAAAUGAAGGAGAAAACAAGGAUGUGCAGGUGGACCAAGACAAGGACACUGGAAAGGAAGAAGGAGAAGGAAAUGAAAAAAAAACCAAUAGUGCGACUAUAAAGGCAAGCAACAACACUGAUGUAAAUGAAGGUGAAGACAAUGUAGAUGGAACGAAAGAAUACAUGGAUGUGAAGGUGCAGGAAAGCAGAGGUGCCAAUGACCAGAGAAGCAAAGACUGGACUGGGCAGGAAGAUAGCAAUGAAUGUGGGAAUGAAAUUGCCCACAGUGGUUUUCCUGCACCUGAGGAAGCAAAUAAGGAUGUGAUAGAAGAAGAUGGCAAUGAUAGAAACAAGGAUGAAGAACAGGCUGAUGUGAAUGUGGAGGGAAACAAGAAUAAGGAUAGACAAGAAGAGGAACAAGGUAAUGUGGCUGCCAGUGAAAAAGGUGGCAGUGAUGGUGGCAGGGAAGAAAGUGCCAGUGGUGGACUUGAAGACAGAGAAGACACCCAAGAUGCUGGGAAUGAGCAGGACAUCCUUUUAGUGGAUGGUAUAGAGUGGCCUGUGGAGGACCUGGAGAGAGGCUGCUCAGUGAUAGCUGAGCUGAUGGAGAGCUUCACGCGUGUCUUUGUGGACAGCGUGAGCAAUAGCUUCAAGCCUGUGCCUCAAGAAGCCAUUGGGGUGGGCAGCGCCUUUGAGGGCUGGAGUCCCCAUGAGUGGGAUGGGGUGUACCAUGUUCUGGUCCCACUGAAUCCCCCGCCAGGGCACACCUUCCACCUAGAGCCAAACACUGCAGGGCAGAGGGCAGCAAGGACCUUCAGCGUCCGUGUGGAGCUGGUGUGUACAUGCGAGAGGGAGCAGCUGGGCGAGAAGCUGUUGUGCCUCCUGCACCACUCGCAGGAGGAGCUGCGGCGGAAGCAGCAGCGCAGCCUCCUGGAGACACUCUGCACCGUCUCCUACCUGGAUGUGGAGAAAACCUCCCACUGGUUCUUCCAGAUGGUGAGAUGCUCGUGGCUGCAUGUGCCUCAGUCAUACUCAUGGCACUUGGUGUUUCAGCCCUGCAGCUGGUCCUGCCAAUUCCAGCUGAGCAGAGGCAAGAGGACCCUGUCAGUGGAGAUGCUUUUUGGUGUGCGCCAAGGGGACUCUGACAUCUUUGUGGUCAACCAGCCCACAGAGGCCCAGAAAGGCAACUCCAGUAACCUCGCAAGCACAGCGUGGCCUGAGACAUUCGCUGUGGCAGAAGCAAAAUUCUUCCAGCACAUUGCCAGGCAGAUACCGUGUAAGAGGUUGCACCUGAAAUACCUGCAGCUCUUCACCUGCAUGCUGAGCGGCACAGGUUUUUCCACCUCUACCUGGAAGACUCUGGUCAUGCACGUGUUAAACAUCAUACCGCAGGUCUACUGGCACAGGAAGGAAUUUCCACUGCGGCUGUGGGACAUCAUGGUGUUCCUGAAGUUCUGCCUGAAAUGGAAACACCUGGGCCAUUUUGUUCUAGGCAAUGAGAAGCUUCCUGCAGAGAUCAGCUUGCCGCCAGCAAUGCGAAAGGUUGAGCCGCUCAACCUCUUUGAGUACCUGGCCCGAGAUCCAGAUGCCCACAGAAAGGUGAUGGAGGCUUGUGAGCAGCUGUACUUUCGCCUCUGGAUGCUGCUCUCCAACACUGAGAGGAGUUCCCUGCACAAAGCUCUGAUGGAGAAGUUCAUAGCUGAUUGCUGCGAUGUGGACUCUUUGUGA
Messenger RNA from Taeniopygia guttata (zebra finch), 2406 nucleotides. RefSeq lists its product as uncharacterized. Gene Ontology annotation, cellular component: membrane. Lineage: Eukaryota; Metazoa; Chordata; Aves; Passeriformes; Estrildidae. The record is from RefSeq and is a predicted model, not a curated record.